Molecule: messenger RNA, 979 nt
Organism: Rhodamnia argentea
Lineage: Eukaryota; Viridiplantae; Streptophyta; Magnoliopsida; Myrtales; Myrtaceae
Product: accelerated cell death 11
Exons: 4
Coding region: 177-797 (206 amino acids)
Biological process (GO): ceramide transport; intermembrane lipid transfer
Cellular component (GO): cytosol; membrane; cytoplasm
Molecular function (GO): ceramide 1-phosphate binding; ceramide 1-phosphate transfer activity
Source: RefSeq, a predicted model, not a curated record
CAAUCGAGUGACGUCACAGGAGAAGAGAACCCGCUUUUUCUCCUUGCCUAAGAUUGUCAUCGCACACGCACGGCAAAGAAUCCAAGAGGUCUCCCCACUGCUCUGCACCCGAAAUUCCGAAUUAGAGGGAGACAGAGAGCGAGGGCUGUGCUCGAUCGGAUUGCCGAUUCCGAUCAAUGGCCGAGCUACGCGACGGCGACAAGCCACUUAGGAAGAUCGCGCUGUCGUUCAAGGAGCUCGCGGCGGCCGCGGACUCCCAGACGGCGGACGUCGAGGUCGCGCCUUUCUCUCAUGCCUGCUCUCUCGUGUCCCCUCUCUUCGGCUGCCUCGGCAUCGCUUUCAAGUUCGCCGAGAUGGAUUACGUCGCCAAGGUUCAUGAUCUGGCAAAUGCAUCCAAGUCAAUGAUGACCUUGCAGGGGUUGCUGGAUCAUGAUAUGGAAAUGAACUGCGUCAGGAAAGCAGGUAGCCAUUCGAGAAAUCUUCUGAGGGUGAAGCGUGGCCUGGACAUGGUCAGGGUACUCUUUGAACAAAUUCUCGUAUCAGAGGGGAACUCCUUGAGGGAUCCUGCCUCCAAGGCUUACGCACAGGUUUUUGCUCCUCACCAUGGGUGGGCUAUUAGGAAAGCUGUAGCUGCAGGGAUGUAUGCCCUUCCCACGAAGGCACAGUUAUUGAAGAAACUCAAUGAGGAUGAGAACUCGGCGAAGACUCAUAUGCAGGACUACGUUGUUGCUUCAGAACCUGUCAUUCUUUACAUAAACAAACUCUUCCUUUCAAGAGAACUAGGCAUUGAUUGGUAAAACCAUGGUGGAAGUUUGCAGAUUAUUUUCUGAUUUAUUUGUGAUCAUGUAUUCAAUAGAAGAAACGUAAAUGACAUCUGAUGCAUCAGUAUUUUCUUUAUGAGUCAAAUAAUGUAAAGUUUGUCGGUUGAUUAGAAUCCCUCGGAAUGCUAUUCAAGAUAAUCUCUUUUAGUUGCAGGAAA